This is a messenger RNA of Scleropages formosus (Asian bonytongue), 2721 nucleotides long. RefSeq lists its product as uncharacterized. The coding region runs from base 211 to 2721 and encodes 836 amino acids. The record is from RefSeq and is a predicted model, not a curated record. The transcript is spliced from 7 exons. Lineage: Eukaryota; Metazoa; Chordata; Actinopteri; Osteoglossiformes; Osteoglossidae.
UGAUCUCCCUCUGUGGAGGUGCCCAGUUCCUCCCCUCGCGUUUUACCGCACUUUUUCCUGCAGCAGGAGCCGAUUGCACCGGGGAUCCAGCGGCACUCUGAGCCAUGAAAGCCGGGGGACGGGAAUUUAAAGCUCCUCCGUGCCGAGAAACGCGCUGGAAGCCGGAUACCGCGUUACAUGAAAGAAUGGUGAUGGAUACUUUCUGAGAAAAUGGACAACUUAAGGAGCCCCACAUCUAAAAUCAGAGACCCAAAUGGGUUUGCGAACAAAGUCUUCAGUACUUCCCCAGAUGUGGAAAGGGAGGCUGGCGUCUUGCCAACCCCAGAAGUUAGGUCAUGUGGGACCCCUGCCUCCUACCAGUUGGAAAAGGGCUUCUCUUGCAGGAAGCCCCACAGCACAGGGAUCUGGAGGAUCCUUGCCCGACGAAAGACCUCUGUGGGGUGCGAACGACGCCCCCAUUCACUUAUCCUCCCAGGGGAGGCUUCUGUUCCCAAGAUAUCAUUUGUAGACAAAGUGAGGACUUUCAAGAAGCUCAAGUCCCCGUCUGUGUUCAAGGGCAAGUCUGUAAAGCAGGGUGCCUCCCGGGACGAGCUGGAGGUGGACAUCGGCCGGGAACACUCCACCCACUUGCAGGUUCAGAAGGCCCUCUUCUGGAAUAAGGACAAGAGACACUCUUAUGCUGGCUACACCAAAAACCUGGACAGCUCCUUUGAGGUCAUUGACCUCACAUUUCCUCUGGAAAGUGAACAGCCUUGGUUCGGGGACAUGCCAGGAAACCACAAUGGAUGCGUGUCUCCAGACAACACGUCCCACAUCAAGAAGGUGCACCCCAACUUCUCCAACUGCAACAACUCCUUGUUGCAUGAGGAGCAGCGCCCAAGAGACUGGCCCAAGACAUCGCAAAGCACCAGGAGGUCUAGAAGUGCAGAUGUCUGGAGUUACCUGAAAAAGCUCUCCUUUGUGGGGAAGAGUGCCUCCAACCUGUCGGAGAAGAGCUUUGACUCGGAGUUCCACACUCUGGAUGGGACAAUUGAUUUGGAUUGCAGCUCUACUGACUUAGAGUGCCUCAAAGAAUCAAAUCCUAAGCCUAAACCUAUACUAAAUGAGAAUAAAAGUAGUCACUUUGGGGGUCUUUUCAGGUUUUUCAGUAGUGUAGCUGAAUCUGCUCGCAAGUGGAAAAAUACUUCUAGAUCCUUCUCUCCUGCUGAGGAGGAUGUGUCCCCAGUGAGAUUGCAGCAUUCACAAAAGCCAGGGCUCUUUAUCCAGAACAUGUCUUUGAACCUGAGGAAGGAGGACAGCGGAGCACCCUCCGUCGCAAUGUCUCUCUUGUCUCCUGAAUCUGACCUGUGUGAAGUGCUCUCCCCCACCAGCCCUCCUGAGAAAGGCUCCCCCCAAGUGCUACUCAAAGCGUGGCGAGUAUGUCCGGAGUCCCUGAGUCCCAGUAAGGACCAAACAGGCACAUCUCUUGCGCUAAAUGUGACCCUCCGUGAUCCUGAUAAUCUUCAGGAGUCCCAUGUGCCCCAUGGCCCAGACAGCCCUGUUACUUGUGAAAGAGGAGAUCUGACAGAUGGAUGUCUGCCCAGGGAAGAGGAUUGCUCCAGAAGUAAUACAGAUUCCAUGGAUAUCAUGGUCUCUUCAGAUGGGCAGAGGUCUCAUGGCAGCGAAAGGAAUGCUAGAAACAAAGAGCCAUACUCAAAGCGAGACACUGUUCCACAUGGGCCAUGCGAGGAGUUCAAGGAUGUGACCGAUGACUGUGGUUUAGCUGAGAACAGCCCAGCAGAGCUCACCUGUAGACCAGGGGUGGUGGCCCCUCUCAGAUGGUGCCGAGAGCGGCCAGCCUCGCUGUGUGCCUCCAUCCUAGAGGAAGGAACUAUGGAGCAUGGAGGCACCAGCUUGCUGGUGCAGAGGCAUCAGGCCCUCUGUGGUCAGCGUGUGGAAUUGGCAGCUUCCCAACCCCUCUUCCGUAAGAGGCCACUGUCUGUGAUGGAUGGCAGCGCCACUGGGGGGGCUGAACAGCCACAACAUUUCAGACCCUUGACACGUCCCCCAGGCCUGUCCCCACAGGACCCUCCUUUCAGAGUGGACCUCCAGAGGUGCCGCUCUAACACACUGUCCCAGAGCACCCCAUCAGGGCUGGAGCAGGCAGGCUGGAUACACACACCACCACAACCAGGUAGAGGCACAGAGGGUGUCUUGCUGCGGACAGAGGUACAGGUCAGUGGAGGGCAUAUGUGCACCACUCGCAGGAGGCUACUGCGGCCAGGGUCUGAACAGCUGCAUGUCAACACGGAAACAGCAGGUGUCGCUGAUGUCCUGGCUGCUGGGGACGUGACAGUACCCCUCCCGGCAGGCAGCCCCAAACUCCCUAGGCCUAGAUGGCGGGCGCCCCCGGGGGCAAGGGGCCGGACGUUCUGGGUGAUCCCUGUGGAAGGCAGCGAUGAGAUCAGGAUCAAGAAUGUAGUGAGCCCAGUGGUGUUGUCGCUGGAAACAGUAAGCCUGAAGGUAGUGUGCGAUAUCCUGUUGCAGGCACUCUACCUGCUAAUUGGCCUGUGGGUGGUAACCAGACGUGAGGCUUACCGUGACGCCAAGCCGCCGCCAAAAGGCUUUCCAUACUCGGGAGGUGAACUGGGGUCCCUGGUCGGUGACUAUAUCUUCUGGAAGUCCGUAGAGUCGGAAGACUUUCUCAAAGAGGAUCUCUGCAACCUCGAGGGCAGUUGGUAA